AUGGAAUUUGGAGGAAUAUCAAUUUAUAUUUUUUUUAUAUCAAUUUCAAUUCCUUUGGUUAUUGGGAACAUACAAGCGCCUGCUUUGAACCCUAGUGUAUUAACUCAAUCAAAAAAUCUCGCUGACUGUCAGGCUUGCAAGUUAUUCAUCGAAUCAUUCAAAAAAGGCUUGGAACGUACGGCUAGAGGGAAAUAUGAAGGAGGUGAUACAGCAUGGGAAGAAGAAAAGUUGAAAAAGUCAUAUAAGCGAAGUGAAAUGCGUCUUAUAGAUAUUCAAGAAGGUGUCUGUAAGGAAGAGAAAACACAUUCUGUGCAAUGUCAUCAUAUGGCUGAAAAAGCUGAAGAGUUUAUAGAAGAGUGGUGGUCACAAGACCCUGAUGAAUCAGCUGAUUUAUACACAUAUAUUUGUAUUGACAAAAUGCAAGUGUGUUGUCCCAUACACCAUUAUGGCAAAGCUUGUGCGCCAUGUCCUGGAGACCAUGCCAAUAUUUGCAAUGGUAAUGGAAAGUGUAGGGGUGAUGGUACUAGAAAAGGAAAUGGGACAUGCCUAUGUGAUCCAGGUUACAGUGGAGAGAAUUGUGAGCAUUGCAGUACUGGAUACUAUCUAUCAUACAAAGACGAUAAUAAAAUGUUAUGUUCCCAGUGCCAUAGGUCUUGUUUAGGAGGUUGUCGUCAAGGCACGCAGAAGGAUUGUGUGGCAUGUAAAACAGGCUAUACAUUUGAUACUGAAGAAGGUUGCUUAGAUGUAAAUGAAUGUGAUGAUCUUAACAAAUGCAGUAAGAAUCAAUUUUGCGUAAAUUCCAUUGGCUCAUAUGCUUGUAUGUCUUGUGACAAGUCUUGCGAUGGUUGCCAUGGUGACGGGCCAGAUAUGUGUAGAAAAUGUGCUAAGGGUUAUUCUAAAAAGGGAGAAUUUUGUAUUGCUGAUAGAGAAGACGAGGAUCAAUCUGAGAAACUUACAACAACAAGAAAAGAGGAGCUGUAA
Molecule: messenger RNA, 981 nt
Organism: Parnassius apollo (apollo)
Lineage: Eukaryota; Metazoa; Arthropoda; Insecta; Lepidoptera; Papilionidae
Source: the annotation of a GenBank genome assembly